UUCGUUGUGAAUGGCACUGGCAAGAAGCAGCAUCAAGUUGCCUGCCUGGAAGUUUUCUCUGGUUUUUCAUUUUUGUGAAGCCGUGGGUGUGAUAUUUUUAUCCAAAACUGACAUAAAUACCAAGUCAAGUGCUUGGACCAACUAACUAUAGCCAAUUAAGCCGGAAAAGUGCCGAUAAUCGACCGCUAACAUGUCGGAAAGAUCGAAAGGUGACGUGUCCGCUCGCGUAAACAACAAUCAAAACCCAAACGCGACGCGUGUCGUGAAAAAUCCGCUGCUCAGCGCCUCGGUUACCGGUUUGAGUUUCGACGACUUUCCCAACAAGCCGCAGCUCCUGCCCGCCGCUCCGCCCGUCGUCCACGCCCCGCCACCCGCUCCGGCCCCCGCUUUGAUUGCUGGCAUCCUGAACCGCGAACCCAAAACACUAGUGACUGUGGGCCAGCCCUCGAGCAUAGACGACAGCGAGGCGCUUGACGAGAUCAACUUGAACACCAGCAGCGAGGAUUCGCUGGGCUUGAGUGGAUCAAGUCCCUACCGCGGAGCAGGUCCCGAUCCGAACGCUAAUCCCUUGCUGGAACCACCGCCAGGAGUAGGCAACGAUUCCCUGCUGAGCCAGGCGGCCUCCUCCUUCAACGCCCUGCCCUUGGUGGCCUCCAAUGUGUUCUCGAGCUUCUCGAAACGGAUCUACGCCGCCGGCAGCCGGGAGCAAUCGGAGGAGCCCAGGUUGGACAUCCAGCCAGCCUACAUUCAGCAAGCAAACUACGCACCGCCGCCCGCGGCAGUAGCUCCUGUGCCGGCUCCUUUCUACGCCGGUCCCCCACCAGCAGCGGACGAGGUGGUAGCCCCCGAGCCUCCAAAGCUCUACGCACCCACUGAGAUUCCCAGCUCGAACCCAGGGGCACCUGCACCCCCGCCCACUGCGGGAAAUCCGAAUUCAUACCGGUUCACGGCUCGAAAGAAGCUAUACGCUCCCAUUCCUGGGUUCUCCGAGCAACAGGCGGCACAGGCUCCGCAGAUUCCGCAGCCUCUGCCCUUCCAGACACCACCAUAUCCGACGCAGCCAACUCCAGUUGCCGCUCCCAGUCCGGCUGCUUUUGACAUAUCAGCCCAGCCAGCUCCAACUCCUGUAGAGGAGCGCAAAUCCGGAGGCGGACUCUUCUCCCUGACCAGCCUUGUGCCGCAGGGCGUGCUUCAGAACAUCUCCGGAUUGGUUCAGUCCGUCACUGGCAACCAGGAGCCGGUGAAUAACCAGCCCAGCAGCUCGGGCGGUUACUUUGACGUUUCCACUGGAGGACAACAGGCUCCUCCGACCAACUUCUUUGGAGGACCAACGCCUGCCCCUCCGCCGGCGAGUAAUUACUUCACCCCGGGCGGUGCUCCACCUGCGCCAGAAUCAGUGGCACCUCCUCCUGUUGGAGGAUUCUUUGCACCACCCAUCAGUGUUCCAGCACCAAUAGAGAGUAAUCCACUGCCACCUGGAGCACCACCAUCGGGGCCAGUAGGACUAUUCACGCCUGGAGAAGCACCACAGGCCGUAGGACAAAUAUUUAAUCCUGCACCCUCUAGUUCUGGACCUUCUACCAAUCCGAUCCCAGGACCUCCACCCACAACUGCAGCUGGCUUCUUCAAUCCAGGAUUAGCUCCGGCAACUGUUGCUACUCCACCGUUGGCUCCUCCAUCGGCAGGACCACCACCAAGCCUUCCUCCAGCAUCAGUACCCGAAAAUUUCUUCACCCCCGGACUUGUCCCAGCUGUUGCUCCAACAGCAACACCACCGCCAGCUGUAGCAGGAUUUUUGCCACCUAAUCCGAGUCCCCUGCCAACUGGACCUCCAGUAGCAGCUGCUGCUCCACCGCCAGCCGCUGGUCAGGCUUCUUAUCGCCUCCAAAAAGGCACGCGUCUCUACAAGAGCCCGCUGACGGCUCAGGAAACUGCAGCUCCUUCGGGCUAUUCCGCACCUUUGGCUCCCACAGCUGCGCCGACUGCUAUCUUCAAUCCGUUUGGAGCUCCCGCACCAGGUGUCAAUCCAGUUGCUGACAACAGCCAGGGAGUAGCUCUCUUUCCACCAUCAGCUGCGGUUGGAGCUCCUCCUCCAAGUGCAACCAAUCCUCCACCAUCAGUAGGACUUACAAGUGUCCCACUCUUUGCUGCUCCACCAACAUCAUCGGGAAUUCCUUUCUUCAAUCCUCAGCCAUCGGCAGAAAUCAAACAGGACGUUCCACCGGCUCAGGUGAUAGAAGAAGCUCCUCAGCCUCCGGUUCUGCAACUAUUAGCUCCACCGGUUCCAGACCAAGAGUUGAGCAGUGCCGUUAAUGCUCCUCCCCCAAGUAUAGUUCCAACAGUAGGACUCACUAGUGUUCCACUAUUUGCUGCUCCACCGGCAUCAUCCUCGGCGAUUCCCUUCUUCAACCCUCAGCCAACGUCAACUCCUCAGCCUCCGGUUCAGGAACUAUUUGCUCCGCCUGUGUCAGCGCCAGGCCAGAAUCCGUGUAUUUUUGCUCCACCUUCAAGUGUAGCUUAUCCUCCACCGGCAGCUGCUCCACCAGCAUCGUCAUCGGCGACUUCCUUCUUUAAUCCUCAGCCAACGGUUGAAACGUCAUCGGCUCAAGUGAUCGAAGGACCACCUCUACAGGACCAGCCAUCAACCCAAGGAAUCCCCUUCUUUGCUCCACCACCGCCGGCUACAUCAGGAGUUGCUCUAUUUACACCGCAACCUACCCAAGAACUGGGAGCAGAAAAGGACCAGGGAUUAGCUCUCUUUGCACAACCACCAAGUCAGCCCAAGUUAGAGGCUCCACAGGAAACUACAAACAGUGUUUCUCUAUUUUCUGCUGCUCCUCCGGUGGACAACCCUCUUUUUACACCCCAGGGAGUUCCCUCAUUUGCGCCAGGAGUCAUUGAACCCGUUAUCGAGGAUUCACCUCCAGCCCCCCAGCCGGAAUCGAGUGCUUCACUUUUUGCUCCUGUGAGUGAGCCAGAUCGAGGAGCUGCUGAAGCACAAGCUGAGGUUUCCUUCAACCAGGCUCCUCCUCUGUUUGUGCCCGUGCCAGCGCCAGCUGACCAAAGUCCAGGAGUGCCCUUGUAUCCUCCAGUUGCAAGUGCAGCUUCCAGCGCAGCGCCGUUCGCUCCUGAUCUUAUAAGUAAAUGCGCCCCGGAUCUUGUGGCUUCGAGUCUCGUUCCCCCAGCAACCGCAGACGUCUUGCUAUCUGCUCCCAAUCCUGUGGCCUCAAGUGCAUCUCUAUUUGCUCCGACUAUACCAACUGAAUCCCAGUCGGAUAUUGGACCACCUCCAGUGGUUGAGCCACCCACUGCUCCUCCUGCGAUUGGUUUCUUUGGAGCUCCAGAGGCGACUACUGCGAGUCUGUUUACAGGAAGUUCCGGAACCCAGACUGUCUUCAGUCCACUAGCACAGACCAUAACCACACCCCAGAUUCAGGACGCCGGUCAGGACCUGGUGCCACCACCAAUAGGAUUCUUUUCCCCACAGACCGAAGGCGAAGUUGUAGCUCAACCACCACCUGCUCCCUCGCCCCUACAGAGCUUCUUCGGCGCUCCGACAGCUGGAGCCUCUGCUACUGAGGAGUUCAACUUCUUUGCCAAUCCAGCACCUGGAGUCUUUCCGGACUUACCUGUCCAGCAAGGGAUUGCUCCGCCACCUCUGGCCCAAGAGCCACCGCCAGCAGAGAGCGGCGCUACACCGGCUGCCUCCUUGGGUUUCGAUAAUCUACUAAACCAAUCCCAGCAAGCGCCACAGCAAACACCAAAUUCGAUUGAAAAUUCGUAUCCAAAUUCAAGUGCCAACACUUUUGAGUUCUUUGGAGGCGCUGGUGCCCCUCCUCCGACAUCAGCCGUCGAUUCAUCCAUUGCUGCACUUCCUGUAACUGCAGCUGUUGAUCCGGGCAACUUUUUUGACCAGGUGCCACCGGAGCAGGAGCAGCCGGGUAACGAGGAUCAGCGAAUCCAGAACUUCUUCAACAACCCACCGCUUCAGGACCAGCCCGCCGCUCCCGGUGAACUCAAAUACGAUAUUGUGCACAGUGGAUUGGCUGUCAAGGAGUUGGCGCCACGGUCACAGACCCCUGUAUCCAAUCUGGUAGAGCCGCCCUCGUCGGCCUGCUCCGAGUUCUCGACCCUCGCACCAGCUCGCCAAACGGGAGACGAUCUAAUCCAGCAGCAUCUCGGGGAGUUGCCCGAGGAGAUUCUGAAGCAGCUUAGGAUGGCCACCGCCAGCGGGAGCAACGAUAAGGGCCAGGCGUCCGCAACGCCUUCAGUGGCAAUACCUUACACCCCCGCCCUGGUGCAUUGGUUUUACAAGCGUAGUGUGGACAGCAAGUUCAUCUGGACACCAUUCAGUCACUAUGAUUCCGCAUUGCUGGAAACGAGCUUAAACAGUGACGAUUCCACCCUGAUUGUGCCAGUAGAAGGAGGACGUUAUGACGUCAACAUCAAGGAACGCUCAAAGACUCCUGUUUACUGGGAGGGCAAGGCCAUCGAGGUGCGCCGCUGUUCGUGGUUCUACAAGGGCGUCGACUCCAAGUACGUGCCCUACACCGAGGACACGGCCGCCCUAUUGGAAUCUGAAUAUCAGCGCUCCGCGGAAACCGGCGAGUGGCACCAGAAGAUCAUGCUGGCCAAUGGCGAACAGGUGGUCUUCCACGGCCCCACCGUCAUUGUGCACUUUCUGCCCCAACAAAAUGGCGACACCUGGGGAGCCAGCACGCAGGGCUCUAUGCGGCCGAGGGUUGUGAAGAGAGAUCUGGACGACUUUACCAUCGAUCAGGGAGAGUCUCAGCGCGUGGAUCACCUGCUCUUCAUGGUUCAUGGCAUUGGGUCGGCUUGCGACCUGAAAAUGCGACCAGUGGAGGAAGUGGUCGAUGACUUCCGGAUCAUUGCCCAACAGCUGGUUCAGUCGCACUACAAGAACUCCACGGACAUGGGUCUCGUGGGUCGCGUAGAAGUCUUGCCCAUCUCCUGGCACAGUCACCUGCACUCCGAAGAACUGGGCAUCGACGAGAAGCUCAAGUCCAUUACCUUGGAGUCCAUACCACGGCUGAGAAACUUUACCAACGAUACCCUGCUCGACGUGCUCUUCUACACCAGUCCCAAGUACUGCCAGAAGAUCAUGAACACGGUGGCAGAUGCCCUCAACGAGGUGUAUCUGAAAUACAGGAUGCGGCAUCCGGAGUUCAAUGGUGGUGUGUCGUUGUCCGGGCACAGUCUGGGCUCCCUGAUUCUGUUUGAUUUGCUUUGCCACCAGGAGCCGCUCAAGGAGAGCGAGGAGGAGAACAAGGAGAACCCGGACCAGCUGCCCUUGAAGGCCCAGAAGGUACAACUGCCGAACAACGACUUGCUGCCCAAGGAGGUUAGCUACGCGAUGGGUCCGGCCGGAACAGGCCAGCCGGUAAUCAACUACACCCAGUUGAUCUUCCAUCCCAAGAAGUUCUUCGCCCUGGGCUCGCCCAUCGGCAUGUUCGUGACCAUCCGAGGCAUCGACAAGCUCGGCCUGGACUUUAGCCUGCCCACGUGUCCCGGUUUCUACAACAUAUUCCAUCCCUUCGAUCCGGUGGCCUAUCGAAUCGAAGCCCUGGUCAACCCGGACAUGAACGGUAUAAGGCCUGUGCUGAUUCCCCACCACAAGGGCCGCAAGAGGAUGCACCUGGAACUGAAGGAGACCAUGACACGAGUGGGGGCGGAUAUCAAGCAGCGAUUCAUGGACACAUUCAAGACCACCCUGGACAGUGUCAACUUCCUGACAGCCGUAACGAAAGUGAAGAAGGAAGCCGAAGAGUCGUUGGAGAAGGAGAAACAAAAGGGUUCCACGCAGUCGCUGCAAAAGCAAGCGGAAGACCAGGACGACAACUCAGUGGCUAGCACGAGUUACAAACUGCGAACCCGCUCCGAUUCCAACUCGACCACCGCCUCCGAUCCGGAGUUUGUGGAACUGGACUUCCCGCUGGGAAAGCUCAACGACUCUAAGCGGGUGGAUUAUGUGCUGCAGGAAGCGCCGCUCGAGUUCAUCAACGAAUAUAUCUUUGCCCUGAGCAGUCAUGUGUGCUACUGGGGCUCCGAGGACACGAUACUGUUCGUGAUGAAGGAGAUCUACGCCAGCCUGGGCAUUAGCACCGACAGCCAGGUGCCGCAGUCAUCGAUGACAAUCGAACGACCCGUCUCGCACGAGAGCGGCAUUAACCAGGCGUUGCUGCCGAUGUGAGUCCACUGUCCACCACCACCACCAGUCGCUACCAUACCGACAGCGUACACGCCACACCAACUAUAAUUAUUUAGAAACAAUUUAUAUAGAUACGUUAUUUGUUAGCCAAAUCAUACAAAGAUUUUUCCAUAUGUGCAACUCUAACUUGGUUAAUGGUAUUAUCAAAGUAAGAAGUCUUGUAUCGUCUUGUUCCGAGUGACUAAUCCGCUGGCAAAAGCUAGGCCCGGGUCUCGAGCUAUAUUCACCGGCUGCUGCUCUGGGCACCGCCGAGCAGUGCAAUUUGUUAUUUUUGUAAUAUUGAGUGUAACUGAAUUUUUUAAAAUUUAUGCUAAAGAAAAGUGUAUGUCCAACUAAAACCGAACUAAUAAAAUAUAUUACUAAAAACA
This is a messenger RNA of Drosophila bipectinata, 6597 nucleotides long. It is a transcript of the gene PAPLA1, whose product is annotated as Phosphatidic Acid Phospholipase A1. The record is from RefSeq and is a predicted model, not a curated record. Gene Ontology annotation, cellular component: cytoplasm; COPII-coated ER to Golgi transport vesicle. NCBI's taxonomy places the organism in Eukaryota, Metazoa, Arthropoda, Insecta, Diptera, Drosophilidae. Gene Ontology annotation, molecular function: glycerophospholipase activity; metal ion binding.